Geodia barretti is the source of this 3312-nucleotide messenger RNA. The record is from the annotation of a GenBank genome assembly. Lineage: Eukaryota; Metazoa; Porifera; Demospongiae; Tetractinellida; Geodiidae.
CUAACAUAUUUUGGUGAGAAUGUCUCGACUGGUAUCCAGUCAUCUGCCACAGUAGUGGAGAUUGGGCAUACUCCUACACCUAGUAGAGCCUUGCCUACACUGUCUUCAUCAGAGGUGACUGGGGGACCCACAACAGAUGUACCAUCAUCAGAAUUGGCUGUACAACACACUAAUUCGAGCUCUAUGUCUUCUACAUCAUUGACUGUAUCGUCAAACCCAGUAGCCAUCCAGUCACUGAGCGCGUCGCAAUCAACCAGCAGGAAUUUGGUAACUCAAACAACUGAGUCUGUGUCAUCAUCUACAGCAAUACAAUCACGUGAAGAAAAGAUUACAUCAUUGAUCACUGAACAAAUGACAUCACCCGUUGUCCAACCUACCACUACACAUCACUCUUCUACCACCACAAUAUCAUCGGCUACCACAAUCUCACCACUCUCCAAAGUGACCACAUCAACCACUGCCCCCACUCCAUCUCCAUGCAAUCCUUUCUACAGUUACACCCCACCACCGAACAGCAUUGUCAGCAUCAUCCUGGCCGUAACACCACUGGAACUGUCCAAGAUUAGAGAGUCGGGCUCUGCUGAGAGAUGCCAGCUGCUAGAAGCACUUGUCACUGUGUUCAAGGAUGGGUUGAUGAGCAAGGAAAGAAGUGUGAGAGAAAGCCGAGUGAAUACCAGGAGUAAAGUGCAUUUGAACAAGCGUCAGGUACUACCAGAGCCGGAAUAUACAGCAGUGAUAACAGUUAUUGCAGAGGAUGAUAGUUUUGGUGAUAAUUUGGUGGAUGUCAGGUUUUUCAUCCUGGAUACAUCAGCUCCCACUCACCUUUAGCUGUGAAUUCUACCACUGUCACAGAAGCCUAUUUACUAGCCAGCGUCCAAGAAAUCAGUGGGUUCACUAUUGUAAGGCAAGCAGAGCCGAGUGAGGAUCUCCAAGUUGAAGAUUAUUCGCCUCCUACAGAUGCUAGUGGUCUGUCUAGCAGAGUUGUUGUUGGUUUGAUAUCAGGGGCAGCAGUUCUGGCUGCACUAGCAGUGAUUUUAGUGCUGGUUGCUCUGAAGGUAAUCUGGAGGCGACAUCACCAAAAGAUAUUCAAGCUUGAGGGCUCACUAGGAACAGCUCGGAUCUCCCUGGUUAACCGGACACUUGUUCCAACCGCUUCAUUUGAGUAUGAGUCCCGGCCUAUUGUUCAGCAGCAGGGGUCUGGGUUAUCCUCACACGUGACAACUCCUGGGUCUUCACAUGAGAACUUAGAGUGUACGUUGAGCUCCUCUGAAGAGGCAGAACCACAGAGUGUCACCAGCAUCACUCGCCUGGCACAAACACACCAACAGAUGAAGGCGUUGGACUCUAGACCUGGAAGCAGUGAGCAAGGUGUAACAACCCUGACUCACCUUGCACGCAGUCUGUCCAGUGGAGAGAGGGAGAGUACAGAAAAAUAUACCAAUGGGGGAUUUACAAUCUGAAAUGAUGGAGAGCGUUGCUCAUUACAACUCCCGUCAACUCACACGGAGAUCUUACCUCCCUCCCCUGAAGCCUCGUUUCCACUACACCACGUCUGACCCCCAGCCACCCCUGCCACAAGCACGGGACCAUUCUCCAGUGACUCCUCCUCACUCACCCUCCCCUACCUCCACCUUCCACAGAGUUCCAACUCCUCCUGAUGUCACACCAACCAAAACUGAGACUGGCCAGGAGACCACUACACCAAAGAAGAAGAAGAGGAGAAGGCGACAUCGUUCAACAAUACCUGGGAGCAGAGGUGAUGAGGCACUGGUGGGACUGCUGAUAGAGGAACCGGAGACCAAAAUAGAUGAUCCAGAGCAAGAGCUAUGGCUACGUCGAAGGGCCACAAUGGAGUAUCACAAGUACAUCUCUGGAGAAGAAAGUAGCUUCCACCCAUCAUUUCUCUCCUACAAGAACCAGCCACUGCUACCUCCUAGCUCUCCUGGUCUCCCUCUGCUAGUUCAGCAUUCGCCACAACCUGACCACAUGGACUACACAGUAGGUCAUGAGCAACAGUCUCCAGAGGGGACACCUGGGACUAAAGGUGAGACUCUGAUAAUGGAAGAGGUUGAAGGCUCAGAGAAAUCUGAUACAAGUUUGCCAAACUCUGAGGCAAAUGUCCCGCACAAUGAAGACUACGUUGAGCCAGAUGCUUUGCCUCCAGUGGAAAGUGAGAAAGGAACUAAAGGGAGGACAAAAGAGCAGAAAUGGUAUGGGCGACAGCAACGUAUUUUCCAACGUAACAAAGUGGCGCCUUUGAUGACUUAUUCAACUCCAUUCUCAUCGUCAGUUCCUCCUCACGUUUUGGGGGCUGACCUAGCAUGGAUGGACACAGUGAAUGGACUUCAGCUAAUAAGUCUUAAGCCAGUCCAAUUAUCCAGACCACACCUUCAGCGGCCUCCUCAAUACGUUCUCCCGCCACCUCAAGUUUCAUCGUCUCCCCUGCAUUAUCACCCAUACCCCUCACAUACCCACUUGCAGUCCCCCCCUCGUGUACCUCUGACACACCACUCAAUGACAAGACAGCAACAAGUGGGCAAACAACAAGCAAUGUUUAGGCAGGAGAGCAGUGGUAGUGGCAGUGAAGAAAUUGAUGGACCAGAGAGUGUAAAUGGAGCGGAACAAGAUUUCACUCAAUGCACGAAGGAGGAGGAAAUUAGUACAGCGCCGCAUGAUGCAUCUCUUACAGCACCAAAGGCUUUGACAACUGACAAAAGCGUCAUCCAUAAAAUGAUAGGAGAGGCAUUCAGUACUUCGGCUAUCCAAAAGACUUCAACUCCUGCCCAGGAAGACAGAGUGGAUGUGAACAAAGACAGGAGAAAUGCAUUUUCUCAGAUUUCAGCUCACAAGACUCAUCAAGUCAUCACAGCGCCAGUUCAGCCGAUACGUGCAGCUACCUUUCCUGGGAAUGUUCAGCUAGUAUGGCCCUAUCCUGCACCGCAAGUACUCCAACCUUCCACGAUGUCUCCCCACCAGAACUACUGCAACUACCAUCCAAUCUACAACUACCAACCUCAUACUCAAGUAUAAUAGCUAAGUUACGAACAUGAUAUUGAGCCCUAUGCACUCGACAAUUUUGCAAGCAUAAAUAAACAUACAUUGGUUCAAACACCACGCACAAUGGACUUGCCUAUAUUUUGCUCACAAAAAUUAAACUAAACUCUCCAUUUCGUAGGAUUAUCACUUGUAUGGAGCCCCAAUCCAACCCUCUACUACAUCUACACCUCGUUACAAGAAACAGAAGUUUGAACAACACUAGCUUUAUGGAGAUUCACUACUCUGGUGUUAUUAAUUUUUGUACUCUAUUGUGUU